AUGGCGAACCACCAUACUGACCUGCGGCCCCCUCUUUUCCCCCUCAACAUAGAAACGAUUCGCAAUGGGCCCUUAUUCCAAUUUGAUGACAAAACGAGAUAUAUGGUGACUGCCUGCCGAGCAUACGGCUACAAGCUUGGUUACCAUCAGAUUCUUGACUCUGCAAGGAACGCCCUGAAUAGCGGAGAGGCCCAGCCAAUGUGUCUGGUUCUCCUACCCCCAGUCCCAGCCCUCUCGACUCGCCAAUCUAUGGCCAUGCUCGCUAUGAUCGAUAUUGACAUGACCCCACGCUCGUGGGAGUGGUCCCCUGAGUUUAUCAGCAUCUAUGGCAGUCUGGAAGGCAGAGCCGAUGGUCUCUGGGCGUAUUGUAGCGAUUUCCGCCGGGUUAUAUCAACUACGAUCGACCAGCGGCUUUUCCCACACUACAAACGACCCUUCAUCUGGCUUGCAAAGAAUUUGGAAUACCUCGGCUUUUGCGAAAAUUUGGAUAGGGCUGCCGUUCAAAAGAAUAUUCGAGUGUUGGAUCGCAACGAAAUGGAAGCCGCUUGGGUGCAGGUAAUGAUGAGAAGUUUCGAGUGGGAGACGCAUGAAGCCAUAUCAUCGUUGAUUGGCAAGGUCAGUUUCCACCGUGAAGUCACCAGCGAAGCUCAAGCCAGAGUGGUUAUGCAGCACUUCUUGAGAACAGCAUUAAAGAAGCGGUACCAACCAGUUGAAAAAGUGGAGAAAUACUGGGAGGAAAAACCGGCGAAGUAUAACGUUCCGGACCUUAACAUCACGCCUACACCCGAUGGGAGCUCAGAGCUUCCAGGGGAAUUGAAUACCGACUUUGAAGAUGAAGAUGAUGAGGGCGACGUGGCUAUGGCAGAGGGAGGGGAGACCCAGGGGGUUGUUGAGAUGUCCAAUGAAAUGCGACAGAUGGAUUUGGACGAUGAUGACGAAGAGGCUCCCGCGAGUGGCCACACCAGGGAAGAAAUCCUGGAGAUAAUUUCUGCUGAAGCAGAGAGCGAGGCAGCCGCUGCCUGGAAUGACCUUGCAUAA
Venustampulla echinocandica is the source of this 1038-nucleotide messenger RNA. RefSeq lists its product as uncharacterized. The coding region runs from base 1 to 1038 and encodes 345 amino acids. Lineage: Eukaryota; Fungi; Ascomycota; Leotiomycetes; Helotiales; Pleuroascaceae. The transcript has 3 exons. The record is from RefSeq and is a predicted model, not a curated record.